Messenger RNA from Desarmillaria tabescens, 600 nucleotides. RefSeq lists its product as uncharacterized. Gene Ontology annotation, molecular function: cysteine-type endopeptidase activity. The record is from RefSeq and is a predicted model, not a curated record. Lineage: Eukaryota; Fungi; Basidiomycota; Agaricomycetes; Agaricales; Physalacriaceae. The transcript has a single exon. The annotation marks the transcript as partial. Gene Ontology annotation, biological process: proteolysis.
CGAAUUUGGGCUGUCAUCAUUGGCAUCGAUGCCUAUCCAGGCAAUCCGCUCCAUGGUUGUGUCACGGACGCACUCACAAUGGAAACAUAUCUGAUCAAGAAUCUUGGCGUGCCGAGAAGACAGAUCCAACGGCUUAUUAGCUCCAAAUACCCAUCGUCUAGGGGCUCCUCCAUAGGUGUAACCAACUACUAUUCUCAUCCCACUCGUGCGAACAUCAUAGAUACCCUCCUCGGACUCUCAACAAACUCGAAUAUUAACAAGGGCGAUGGCAUUAUCAUCUUCUUCGCAGGACGCGGUUCAAGCUAUUAUCCACGUGAACAUUCUACCACAAUCUUUGGAGACAAUUCCGAACUUUCCCCUCUCAUGUCGACAUCAGUAGAAAAAUGGCAUCAAUGUGGCUGUCCCAUAGAGGCGCUCUGUCCCAUUGACCGUAAUACCAUUGGUGAUAAUGGCGUUCGCAUUCCUGACAUCAGCGACCGAGAGAUGGUUAACAUUCUCCGUAUUAUUUACCUUUCCACAGGCGCCUACAUAACCCUCAUCCUGGACUGUGGCCCAAGGGGGUACCGGAAUUCCGGCCCGGAACACCGGGUAGGUAGGUAG